UUCGAAUUUUUGUUGCUGUUGUAAUUGAUUUGGUUUUAUGCGAAGGCAGUCCCAUUUUAUGUGGGCUGGGGAGGGUGAGGGAAACUGCUCUGGGGACAAAGGGAAGGCGGCAAGAGCGGUGGAUGAUCUCUAAGAGCGUUUCAUUAGCUUGCGAUUCACCUUUGCCCUAAAGGAGGGGAUGACUGUCCUUCCCUGGAGAGAGCGAUGGGCGUCUCCAUGUAACGGAUCCUCACAACAGCCCUCGUGGUGACUGGUGAAGUAGCGGUUAAGGGAUCGGGUUUGGCGUCACACCUAGUUAAGAAUCCUGGCUCUGCUUACUUGCGACUUGGGGGAAUGUCUUGAACUCUGACUUUGUGUUCUUGCUUGGAGAAUAGGGAUAAUGCUCUCCCACCUUGCAGAGUUGGUGCGAAGAUUAAAGGCUGACAAGUUAAUCACGGUGCUGUUAACCUAAGUGAAUGAAUGCGGAGACUCGGGUUCAAAGAAUCCACCUUCAUACAUCCAGCCCUCACCUUAGAGGAAGGGAAACAGCUCUGAUUCAAAGGAACCAGACACUUCUCCCUCAGUGUUGGGAGCUAUUUUCUAAGGACCCGUGGAAUGUGCCCUUGGAGGCCCAAGAAAGCAGAAGGAAGAUGCUUCAGACCGGUAACUACAGCCUGGUGCUCUCCCUGCAGUUCCUGCUGCUGUCCUAUGAUCUCUUUGUCAAUUCCUUCUCGGAGCUUCUCCGAAUGGCUCCUGUCAUCCAGCUGGUGCUCUUCAUCAUCCAGGAUAUUGCAAUCCUCUUCAACAUCAUCAUCAUUUUCCUCAUGUUCUUCAACACCUUCGUCUUCCAGGCUGGCCUGGUCAAUCUCCUUUUCCAUAAGUUCAAAGGGACCAUCGUCCUAACGGCGAUAUACUUUGCUCUCAGCAUCUCCCUUCAUGUCUGGGUCAUGAAUUUACGCUGGAAGAACUCCAACAGCUUUGUGUGGACAGACGGACUUCAAACGCUGUUUGUAUUCCAGAGACUAGCGGCAGUGCUGUACUGUUACUUCUACAAACGGACGGCCGUGAGGCUCGGCGACCCUCGCUUCUACCAGGACUCUUUGUGGCUGCGCAAGGAGUUCAUGCAAGUCCGAAGGUGAUCUCUUCAUGUCACACUGAAGGAUGCCUUUCCAUCCUGAUGGAAGCCACAUUUGCCACCCUGCAGGAAGGGUUGGCCCAGUGUACUGGCAGUCAGCUGAACUUCCUAGGACAGGCAUAGGCCGGCUGUGCAUAACAUUCAAGAAGGAAGAGCCUCCCUCUUACAAAUUAAAGUGUCCCCCGACAGACUCCAGAACAUAAUCCCCACCCCCUUACCUCCUACCUCAGUCCCACUCCCUUUUCUUCCUUUCCUGCUCUAUACCAUUCUCUGGCCUCACUUCCUGACUGAGGUCUCUGUGACUCACCCUCCUGAAGCUUUUCCUUUAGCCUGGGACAGGGGGACCUCCCAGUCCCAACUCCCCUUGCACCGCACAUGAGCGAUUGAAGGAUGCAAAGAGUGAUAGUUAUGGACUCCUGGCUGAUUAUAUCUUAGACAUUUAGAUUUUAUACCCAAGACACUUUUUUUAUAUUUUAUAAAUAGGAAAUAAAUUGAACUUUUUCCAGAAGUGGUGGAAUCUGUCUGUCUAGCCAACUCCUACCCUCAACAUCUACUUGACCCGGUGGGGAAGCUGAGACACAGAUCAGUCAGAUGUCUGUUGAGUCUCAUUAUGAGAAGGUGUUUUUGCAGAAAUUCAAGAUGUGGGGACCAGCAGAUUGUGUAAUGGUUACGUCGCUGGACUCCCACGUAGUUGGCUGUGGUUCAGGUCCUGGACCCAGAGGCUUAAGACUCACACCAGGUGAGUUUGAAGCAGCGGAUGGCGUAAAGGUUAAGUCACUGGACUUCCAUGUAAUUGACCGUAGUUUGAGUCCCAGACCUGGCAGCUUAAA
This is a messenger RNA of Tupaia belangeri chinensis (Chinese tree shrew), 1944 nucleotides long. RefSeq names its product transmembrane protein 138 (gene TMEM138). The transcript is spliced from 5 exons. The coding region runs from base 456 to 1118 and encodes 220 amino acids. Gene Ontology annotation, cellular component: cilium. NCBI's taxonomy places the organism in Eukaryota, Metazoa, Chordata, Mammalia, Scandentia, Tupaiidae. The record is from RefSeq and is a predicted model, not a curated record.